Molecule: messenger RNA, 1351 nt
Organism: Talaromyces stipitatus ATCC 10500
Lineage: Eukaryota; Fungi; Ascomycota; Eurotiomycetes; Eurotiales; Trichocomaceae
Product: F-box domain protein
Exons: 2
Coding region: 100-1281 (393 amino acids)
Molecular function (GO): protein binding
Source: RefSeq, a predicted model, not a curated record
AUCAACAAUGAUGAACCACUUCUCAUCAUCAACACUCCUUUCAUCCCUGGACAGUCGCAUACUCAUCUCCGACAUGGGUAGUAUUAUAAUGGAGGAACCAUGAAAAUCAUACCAGGCAUGUUGUCGACCACCAGAACAGAACCAAUCUACAUCCCCACCGAAAUCAUCCUCCAAAUCGUCUCCAGACUCGAUCGCAGUUUGCGUGGACAAGAACGUCAACGAACGUUAUACAACAUUUGUCUAGUAUCGCACCAAUGGUACUCCGUAGCGUUAUCGUUCUUGUAUUCACGCCCGCGGCUGGAAAAAGGGAAUGCAUAUCGAAAGUUUACAGACGUCUUGUGCCCUCCGGCCGGGCUGCCGAAGACGAGCAAGGAUUAUAAGGAUCUGGGAGGGUUGGUGCGACGGUUGAAUUUGAGUCGAUUGGUGCAUCAUAGUUCGAAUAGUAUGACAGCUAGGUUGAUUGGACGGGUUAGGGAGAAUUUGGAGGUGUUUAUUGCACCAGCAGCGGGGUUUUCAGUCAACUGUCUAUCCCCAUUAUCAAAAUGCACAAACCUGCGAUACCUAGACCUCUCUUUGGUACAUGAACCGCUCUCCUUCGAAAGCAUAAUUAAAUCCAUCCGCUCCAUGAAACGCCUCAUCACUUUCCGCUCCCCAGCGUCGAUGCGAAUCACCCAUGAACCAUUCUCCAAACACACAGAAUACCCCAAAUGGCCACCAAACCUAACAACGCUCCAACUUAGCGGCACAAUCGAAACUUCAUCAAUGGAUACCUUCCACUGGCCCGAAAACAUAACCCAACUCUGCCUCAAAAACUGCCUCACCUUAUCCCUCGAAGUCAUGACCGCUAUACUAAGCAAUCCACAACUAGGCACCAAACUCAAACGACUCACAAUAUCAACUUAUAACCGCGGCCUACAACCGGAAUGUAUCCAUCUGAUUCCAGCGUUUUUACCGAAUCUAGUCUUCCUCAGUAUCCCCGGCGAUUUGGUGCAGGAUAUGUUCUUCUCAAUGAUCGCAUACCAAUGCACAGAGUUAGCCCUCGAAGUCCUUGAACUUGGGCAUACCCACACCGGCGAAAGAUUCGAUUUUGAGAUUCAGUCUCUUAUCGAUUUGUUGGAUUCGAAAUUGCCGUAUCUUAGAGCUGUGGGGUUUCAUACCAUGUACGGCGAGUAUCCAGAUCUUGACGACGCGCUAUUGGAGAGGGCUGAGGAGCGAGGAAAUGAUUUAAGGGUAUCUGAGGAGACGGAGGAGUUUGAUGUUGGGACGUAUUAUUUUGAUUGAGCGAGUUUAUACCCAUUAUUUCUUCCAAGUUGUAUAUAUUAGGAACGUAGUUAUAUCAAGUAUAUAUUAU